Pipistrellus nathusii (Nathusius's pipistrelle) is the source of this 1281-nucleotide messenger RNA. The record is from the annotation of a GenBank genome assembly. NCBI's taxonomy places the organism in Eukaryota, Metazoa, Chordata, Mammalia, Chiroptera, Vespertilionidae.
AUGGAUAAAAACAUUGGUGAGCAACUCAAUAAAGCUUAUGAAGCCUUCCGACAGGCAUGUAUGGAUAGAGAUUCUGCAAUUAAAGAACUACAGCAAAAGACUGAAAACUAUGAGCAGAGAAUACGUGAGCAACAGGAACAGCUGUCCCGUCAACAAACUAUUAUUGACAAGCUAAAAUCACAGUUACUUCUUGUGAAUUCCAGUGAAGAUAACAGUUAUUGCUGUAUGCCCCUGCUUGAAGACAGUGAAGCAAGGAAGAAUAAUUUGACCCUUAAACAGCCACUUGAUAAAGUAAAAUCAGGAAUACCAAAAGAAAAAGAAUCAAAGGAAAGAAGACAAGAGCUUUCUUCUACUAGAAAAGAAACUUCACCAAGGAGUUUUGACAUUCCUUUAUUCCAUGAAAGGAGUUAUAUAGAGAAGACUUUCUGGGAUCUGAAAGAAGAAUUUCAUAGAAUAUGCAUGCUAGCAAAAGCUCAAAAAGACCACUUAAGCAAACUUAAUGUCCCAGCCACUGCAGCUGAAACACAGUGCUCGGUGCCUAUACAGUGUACGGAUAAAGCAGAUAAACAAGAAGCGCUGUUUGAGCCUCAGGCUAACGAUGAUAUAAAUAGAAGUGCAUCCUGCAUCACAUCUGUCACACCAAGAGGACUGGGCCAAGAUGAAGAAGACACCUCCUUUGAAUCACUUUCUAAAUUCAAUGUCAAGUUUCCACCUAUGGACAGUGACUCUACUUUCUUGCAUAGCACUCCAGAAAGACCCAACAUCCUUGGUCCUGCCGCGUCUGAGGCUGUGUGCCAGGAUAAAUUCAAUAUCGAUAUCAGAGACAACCCAGGAAACUUUGCUAAAACAGAAGAAACUUUAUUUGAAAUUCAGAGAGUUGACCCCAUAGCUUCAGCUAUACAAGACCUUAAAACAACUGACAAUACAGAAUCCUCAAAUCUUGUAAACACUUGUAUCAGGACCAUUCUGGAUAGAGCUCCGUGUUUGCCACCUGGAGACCAUAAUACAUUGUACGUAAAUACAUUACCACUUGAGGACCUGUCUCAUACACCUUUUCCUUCACUUGAUUCCCCGGGAAAAGCUAUCCGAGGACCACAGCAGCCUGUUUGGAAACCCUUUCCUAAACAAGACAGUGAUUUAUCAUCGGUACUAAGUCGCACAGGCUCAGAACUGCAUAUACCUCCAGUAUGUGAAUUCUGUCACGAAGUUCUUCCGCCAUCCAUUACUUCCAUGGGGGAUUUCCUCCGGCAUCUUAAUUCACACUUUAAGGAGGAGACUUAA